AUGACUUCUUGUGGAUUCAAAUCUUUAGUUGGUAGUCCUUGCGGCUCUAGCAAGUAUCAAAAACAAGCCAGUGAGAGUAUAAUUCUGUUGAAGUGUGCCAAGGAUAUCAAAGGUCAUCUAAAAAGAUUGAAUACUUACGACUCGAGCUUGAAAAAGGAAGCAACAUCAACAUUAAUCCUUGCUCGCGCAGGUAAGUGCAAUAAUAUGUAUGCUACAUGUUAGCAUUUGCAAGCUUUGUGGUGAACUGUUCAGUUUCACGCUUUCAGACUUGCAAUAGCUAUUAGACAUUGCUUUUUGCUGUUGUUUUCUCAUUCAUGUAUCAGAAUCAUUACUUUCCUCAUAAUAGUCAUAAUCAAUACUGAUCUUUAUCCUCAUCAUCAACAACUGUAUUUGUCUUCUUAGGUGUGUUCGAUGUAGAUGAAUCUGACCUUCAUUUAACGAUCUGUCCACCCCACAGAGAUGAGUAUGGUAUCAGGUGGCUCACAAGCAAGAAAAAUUGUGCUUGUCCUACUAAUUGGGCUCCCCAUAAAAUAAUGCAACGAAGAGGUGAUCGUGGGAUAACACUUCAACAAUCUCGUCUGUUAUACGUUUAUACCUCAACAGUUGUACCAGUUGCUUCGCGUAAGUAUAACAUGUUGACCACACAUUGUCGUUCACUGGCUUAA
Paramuricea clavata is the source of this 665-nucleotide messenger RNA. Lineage: Eukaryota; Metazoa; Cnidaria; Anthozoa; Malacalcyonacea; Plexauridae. The record is from the annotation of a GenBank genome assembly.